Molecule: messenger RNA, 624 nt
Organism: Vollenhovia emeryi
Lineage: Eukaryota; Metazoa; Arthropoda; Insecta; Hymenoptera; Formicidae
Product: J domain-containing protein CG6693
Exons: 3
Coding region: 1-624 (207 amino acids)
Cellular component (GO): nucleus; cytoplasm
Molecular function (GO): heat shock protein binding
Source: RefSeq, a predicted model, not a curated record
AUGGCGAGCCUACUGGACCUGUGCGAGCAGUACUUCGGCGCCCGUAACUUCUACGACGUGUUAAAAAUAUCGAGGACCGCGAACGACAAGCAAGUUAAGAAGGCUUAUCACAAGCUGUCGCUGCUCGUGCAUCCGGAUCGCGUCGAGGAGGCCAUCAAGGUGGAGGCGACGGAGAAGUUCAAGGUACUCGGCAGAAUACACUCGAUCCUCAGUGACACGGAGAAGCGCAAGAUUUACGAUGAGUCCGGCGAGUACGACGAAGAGAGCGAGGAGGUCGUGAUGCGCAACUGGGCGGAUUACUGGCGGUCCUUGUUCAAACAAAUCACCGUUGAAGACAUCAAUAAUUACGAGAAGAAUUACAAGGGUUCGGAGACUGAGAUCAAGGAUCUCAAGAGAGCGUACACGGACAGUAAGGGAGAUAUGGACUAUAUUUUGGAAGCUGUUCCAUUUACAAACUGUGAUGAAGAACCUAGACUGCAUGCCAUAAUUGAAGAUCUAAUAGAGAGAGGCGAGGUCCCCGAAUAUACGUCUUUCACUAAUGAAAAUGAUAAGAAAAAGCAGCGCAGGAAAAGAAAGGUGAGGUAUCAAGUUCCCUUUGUACAGCCCAGUGUGAAACUGUGUUGA